Messenger RNA from Melanotaenia boesemani (Boeseman's rainbowfish), 2922 nucleotides. RefSeq names its product carbonic anhydrase-related protein 10-like. The transcript has 9 exons. NCBI's taxonomy places the organism in Eukaryota, Metazoa, Chordata, Actinopteri, Atheriniformes, Melanotaeniidae. Gene Ontology annotation, molecular function: carbonate dehydratase activity; zinc ion binding. The record is from RefSeq and is a predicted model, not a curated record. Bases 835 to 1824 code for a protein of 329 amino acids.
UUAACCCAGAACAGACAGUAGAGGUCGGGCUACAUCCACAGGAGAGAUUCAGAGUGUGUUUAUUUAGGUCAGUACAGCCAAACAGUCAUUAAGGCCAUCAGACGUCCCGCUGCAUCCUUACUUUCGUUUUUGUCAUUCAGGGAGGAAAAUGAGUCACUGAGGAGGUGAUUUCUCCAGAGACUAAAGAAAGUAAACGAGUUGUUUACUACUUCUUUGAACAGACUGGAAUCAGAUAGAUGAUUUUGGUCCAGUUAAGCUUCCUUCGUUUAAGUUCAGACCUUGUUGCACUCUUACGCAACUUUACGGUUUCCCAAAAGUAUUCCAUUUAUCAUCUUUCCUCUUUUAGUUCUUUUAUGUCUUAUUGUUUAAAACUGAUCAUUUCGUUGCCUUCUUAUCGCUUUGCAGGGAUAAGCUGACAUAACACUGUAUCAUGAACAUGUUGCGUCUCUCUGUUUGUCUCUGCGCUCCUGGAGUCUUUUGUGUCGACAGUUUCCUCCGCUGCAGACGAGCGAUGCGCCGCCAGCAUCCACCCGCUCCAGAGGAGAGAAGAGAAGCAUCAUGAACACAUCACACUGCCGCGAUUUCUGAAGGGUGGAAACACCGAGAGAAAUAUUUAUUCUAAAGCCUUUAAAAGGUUAAAGAAACGUUUCCUGACUGACUGACGGUGCUGUGGACACGGAUCUCUUCAGCGAGGCUUCCAACCACCUUUACAAACGGAGGCAGACGGGGGAAAGGAGAAGAAAGGGGGGAGGGAAAAUGCUUAAAGUUUGGUCGUGUUGUCCACAAGCGCGACCCCGUAUCAGCUGCAGAAAAUGAGAAGGAAUUAAACGAAGAAUGCAUGUCGUUUGGGAUUUUUCAGUGAUUCUGCAAACAUACAUCAUCUGCACUUCUUCAGCAGCUCAGCCUAUUACAUCAAAGCUGGAUGAGGGUUGGUGGGCAUACAAGGAUGUUGUCCAAGGAAGCUUUGUUCCAGUGCCAUCCUUCUGGGGUCUGGUGAACUCAGCCUGGAACUUGUGCGCCAUCGGGAAGAGGCAGUCCCCCAUCGACGUAGAAACCAGCCACAUGAUCUUCGACCCCCACCUGACCCCUCUCAGGCUGAACACAGGAGGUCGUAAGAUGGGCGGCACCAUGUACAACACCGGGAAGCAUGUGUCCCUGCGGCCGGACAAAGCCCACCUGGUGAACAUCUCUGGAGGCCCCCUGGGUUACAGCUACCGACUGGAGGAGGUUCGCCUUCACUUUGGGAGCGAAGACUCUCAGGGUUCAGAGCACCUCCUCAAUGGACAGGGCUUUCCUGGAGAGGUCCAGUUGAUCCAUUAUAAUCAGGAUCUCUACGCCAACUACACUGAGGCAGCAAAGAGCCCUCAUGGCAUUGCGGUGGUCUCCAUCUUCAUAAAGGUUUCAGAAAACUCCAAUUCCUUCCUCAACCGCAUGCUGAAUAGAGACACCAUCACCAGAAUUAACUACAAACAUGAUGCAUUCUUAUUAAUGGGCCUGAACAUAGCCGACCUCUACCCCGACACCACGCGCUACAUCACCUACGAGGGCUCCAUCACCAUCCCUCCCUGCUAUGAAACCUCCACAUGGAUACUCAUCAACAAGCCCAUUUAUGUGACACAGAUGCAGAUGCACUCCUUGCGCCUCCUUAGCCAGAAUGAGCCAUACAAGAUCUUUCUGAGUAUGAGUGACAACACCCGACCCGCCCAGCCUCUGCUGCAGCGCUGCAUCCGAACCAACAUCAACUUCAGCAAGCAAGGCCGCGACUGCCCCAACAACCGCGCCCUGCGUCCUCAGUACAGAGUGAAUCAGUGGCUCCUGAAGUAAACGAUUAAUAAGAGAAAAAAAGGACAUGCAGCUGCAACGCCGCGAAGAGAAAGAUGCAGGACUCAUUCCAGUCAACUUCACUGUCAAACUGAGCUAAGCUAACCAUGCAGGAGAUAAAGACAGCUCAACCAAACCAACAUCGGCUAAGCUCGGUUUACCAAGCACCCAACCGACUGCUGCGCUGGCCUCCUUCUCCACACCUACAGUCCAACACAACCCACCGGGCCGGCGCAGCAAGGGUACGGAUCAGCCCUGAGUCUGAAAUAAACCAUAAGGUCUCUGACGUCUACAUUGUUCUGUGUUCUCAUUUGUUUUGUCAGCUCGCAGAGACUACUGAGGUAAAGACUCAGUCCCUUUGUGGCUGGGAUGAAAGUUAUCUAAAGAGGACCGAGUGUGAUGUCAGACUGUGAUCAUCCCUGAGAUCCAGGACCCAGAGAACAUGUAAUCUUCUCACUAGAGAAUUUACAUUUGUACUGAUGGUCUGAACCGGCGGCAACAGAGAGCACUCAGCUGUAAGAUAAUGAGAGGUAUGCUGGUCCCGAUAUCAAAUAGUAACUAAAGAAGGUAAUUUUCAAAGAGAAUGUGAAAUGUGUGAAGUUCAGGUUAUAUUGCUUAAGGGGGAAACAUGGGCUGAAUAUCAUGUUGUAUUUCAAAACUGGGGAAAAAACGAAGCUUUGAACAGUUGAAAUUCAGUGUUUGAAACUUUGAUGUGUAAUUAAAAAAAGGUUUUAAAAGAAGGCUGAAAGAAAGUUUUGUAGGAUUGUGUAAUUCUUUACACACUAGACUGCAGAAAAUUUCUGACACAUCUGCAGGCGUUCGUAUCUAAUUAAGUUCUGCUCUUCACAUCUGCAGCCGCCUUGAACUGCUGGAAACAAACCAAUAGUCUAGUUUUCAGGUUUCUACAUGGAGUCACGGUGGGUUUAUGUUUUAACCUUUAAAGCCCCAGGACAUCUUUUUCGUGUGUAUGUUAUUUUUAUGUAAAAAAUGCACUCUAAUUAUUAGUUGAGUUGACUGACUCUUUAAUCAGAUUUAUGCAAGUUGUUUAGUUCUUUCAAAUAAAGACUAAGUCACAUUGACUCGCUGUCACGGAAAGUCAAA